CGAACAUACACGCGCGGAAAUCCUCUUGGUCUGUGGCAUAAAUGUAUGUUUGUUUGAUUUAUGGGGGUCACGAAAGCUGCCGAUCGUUUUGUAUAUAAAAGUGGGUGCUCGCAACAAUGCCGGCGGCAAUUGCUGAUUUCGACCCGGUCAAUUAUGGUGCACCUGUCAAUCUCCCUGGUCGUCGCCCUCGUCCUCUGCCAGCAGGUCGUGGGGCAGGAGCAAAAAAUUACUUUCGUUAACAAAAUCCUGCCAGUGCUGAAAGAGAAACUUGUGUACAACGAGACCGAGUUCAAGCUGCUCGAGCAGAAGAAUAAACCAAAAAUCGAUUUCUUCCCCAAUGGCACGCGACCCCAAUCAGCCGGUGCUGGUAUGGUGCGUAUUCUACCGACUGGACAAAUCGUCGGUGGGUUCAGGGCAGCCAGAGGUCAAUUUCCUUGGCAAGUUUAUAUUGUAAUGGACAAGUCAAGCUCUUGUGGAGGGUCUCUGAUUUCACCCCAGUGGAUAUUGACUGCAGCCCAUUGCGUGCUCGGAUUUUCAGAUUUUGAAAUAACACUUGGGUCUGCAAAACGCAAUAUUGUUGAGGCGGGAAGAAUAAACGUGGUCACCAAACACAAGUUCAUCCAUCACGGUUACAAUGACCAGAACCUUCAAAACGACAUUGCACUUUUGAGACUGAAUUCUCCAAUCAACAUAACAGGUUUAAAAAGUCCUUUCAUCAACACGAUCAGAUUGCCAAAAGUUUCUGAUGGCUCAAGGACAUUUGUAAACACAAAUGGGGUUGUCAGUGGUUGGGGUAAAACAUCAGACGCGGGAACUGUAACAGUGCAGCUUAACUAUGUUACAAUCCCUGUAAUUUCAAACGUCAAUUGUUCAGCCGUGUAUGGCGCCGAAUACAUAAAGCCAACGAUGAUGUGCGUCUCUGGUGCAAAUAAUAAGGGCAUUUGCAGCGGUGACAGCGGUGGGCCUUUGGUCGUCAAAGAAAGCGAUGGUCAGUGGUCGCAGAUCGGCAUCGUCUCUUUCAGCGCUUACUCAUGCCACAACUACCCCCAGGGCUUCACCAGAGUGACCAGCUUCAUGGGUUGGAUUUCUAACCACACAGGAAUUCAGUUCAGAAAAUGAUGGAAAGAAUAAUAAUUACAACGAAUUCGCAAAUUUAAUGAUUUUAGGAAUAAAAAUAUUUGUUUUGCUAAAAACUUGGAUUUAAUAAAUGACAAUUAACUGUAAUAAUUGUGAUAGC
This is a messenger RNA of Neocloeon triangulifer, 1237 nucleotides long. Its product is annotated as brachyurin-like. The transcript is spliced from 7 exons. Gene Ontology annotation, molecular function: serine-type endopeptidase activity. Lineage: Eukaryota; Metazoa; Arthropoda; Insecta; Ephemeroptera; Baetidae. The coding region runs from base 61 to 1119 and encodes 352 amino acids. Gene Ontology annotation, biological process: proteolysis. The record is from RefSeq and is a predicted model, not a curated record.